Molecule: messenger RNA, 243 nt
Organism: Clarias gariepinus (North African catfish)
Lineage: Eukaryota; Metazoa; Chordata; Actinopteri; Siluriformes; Clariidae
Product: probable pancreatic secretory proteinase inhibitor
Exons: 4
Coding region: 1-243 (80 amino acids)
Molecular function (GO): serine-type endopeptidase inhibitor activity; protein binding
Source: RefSeq, a predicted model, not a curated record
AUGACAAAGACAACAUUGUUAAUGGUGUGCCUGAUUCUCAUCUUUUCUGUGGAUGCUGAAGACAAGUCAAACCAGUACCGAAAGCCUGAAUGUGGGGGCAUGAGUUUGACUCAGGCCUGCCCUCUUAACUAUGCUCCAGUAUGUGGAAGUGAUGGUAUCACCUACGCCAACGAGUGUGCCCUAUGUGUGCAAUGCCUGCAAACCAACACAGACAUCAUGAUUAUGAAAGACGGCAGCUGCUGA